UAUUUUAUCAUUAGGAAAGAAACAGCAAAGCUAUUUUCAGCUUGAAAUGAAAAAAGUUGAUAAAGGGGAUUGGGGCUUAGGUGAUUAAAAGCAAGCAUGUGAGUCAGACAUGGCCUCCCAGCCCCUGCUGGUCUGUUGCGCUGUCGCUGUCGCAGGACACUCAAGUUGCUAUCAGAAGCACUUUUCUCUGUCAAAGUGACUGGCUUUUGUCACGCAAUCCCCAGGUUAUAAUGGGAGAGUAGGACAGGCCCCAGAGCAGUCAGCUGAGCCAGCCCUGCUGGGUGAGUCGGUCCUCUGGGGCUCGCUAUGCCCCUGACCUCCGCAUGGGGAACACCAUCAGGGCCCUUGUGGCCUUCAUCCCUGCUGACCGCUGCCAGAACUAUGUGGUCAGGGACCUCCGUGAGAUGCCGCUGGACAAGAUGGUGGAUCUGAGUGGGAGCCAGCUACGGCGCUUCCCCGUGCAUGUGUGCUCCUUCAGGGAGCUGGUCAAGCUCUACCUAAGCAACAACCACCUCAACAGCCUGCCCCUGGAGCUGGGGCAGCUACAGAACCUGCAGAUUCUGGCCCUGGAUUUCAACAACUUCAAGGCUCUGCCCCAGGUGGUGUGCACCUUGAAACAGCUCUGCAUCCUCUACCUGGGCAACAACAAACUCUGCGACCUCCCCAGUGAGCUGAGCCUGCUCCAGAACCUCAGGACCCUGUGGAUCGAGGCCAACUGCCUCACCCAGCUGCCGGAUGUGGUUUGUGAGCUGAGUCUCCUUAAGACUCUGCAUGCCGGCUCCAAUGCCCUGCGUCUGCUGCCAGGGCAGCUCCGGCGCCUCCAGGAGCUGAGGACCAUCUGGCUCUCAGGCAACCGACUAACCGACUUCCCUGCUGUGCUGCUUCACAUGCCCUUCCUGGAGGUGAUUGAUGUGGACCGGAACAGCAUCCACUAUUUUCCCAGCCUGGCCCACCUGUCAAGUCUGAAGCUGGUCAUCUAUGACCACAAUCCUUGCAGGAACGCACCCAAGGUGGCCAAAGGUGUGCGCCGUGUGGGGAGAUGGGCAGAGGAGACCCCAGAGCCUGACCCCAGAAAAGCCAGGCGCUAUGCAUUGGUCAGAGAGGAAAGCCUUGAGCCACAGGCACCUGCCCCACCUCCUCCACUUCCUCCUACUGACUCCUGAGGAGCUUCAGUUGCAAGUCAAUGCCAAGGACCCAACUGCAGCCUGUUGAGGAUGCCUCUUUAUUGGAGUGAAAAGGAUGGUGCUGGGUCCUUCAGGUGUGGCUCUGCUAGUAGAGGUUGAUGGAGAGAGCCAGGUGGAAUGUCAUAAAUCACACUGAGAAGAAAACAUUCUGGCCAACAGCACCUCUUCCAGAGGGGAGUUGUGUGCCAGUGAUGGCAUGACAAUCCAGAGAUCCUAACUUCUUUGCAAGAAAAUAGCUUCUACAUGCAGAUAUUUUGAAACACUGAAGAGCAAAAAGAGCUGGGACACUGAACUCCUGCACUCUCCAGAAGUGACUGGUCAUGAGGCUCAUGAGCUCCUCAAAUAAGGUAUUUGUCAUAGAACUCAAUAUUCUGGUGGUCUGUCCCUCUGCAGGACAUAUUUUCUUUACUGUAAAUGACCAUAAACAGUAUCAAUGUAUCAUUGAUUGGGGCCACUGAAAAGGAUAUUUCCACGUAGUCAAUCAGUAAGAUUCACAGAAAAAAGUUAUUGCAAAGGCUCGAGAUCAAACUCUUUCCCUAGCAGUUUAGUGCCUGCUGAAAAGAUCCCUGAUGGACAAUACCUCUUGGUGAACUCCAGCUGCCCCUUUUAUUAUUCUUAGAGACCAGGUUUCACUCUGUUGCUAGGCUGGAGUGCAGUGGCACAAUCUC
Cebus imitator (Panamanian white-faced capuchin) is the source of this 1852-nucleotide messenger RNA. It is a transcript of the gene LRRC10, whose product is annotated as leucine rich repeat containing 10. NCBI's taxonomy places the organism in Eukaryota, Metazoa, Chordata, Mammalia, Primates, Cebidae. Bases 324 to 1163 code for a protein of 279 amino acids. Gene Ontology annotation, molecular function: protein binding. The record is from RefSeq and is a predicted model, not a curated record. The transcript has a single exon.